Anarrhichthys ocellatus (wolf-eel) is the source of this 1937-nucleotide messenger RNA. Its product is annotated as rhomboid domain-containing protein 2. The record is from RefSeq and is a predicted model, not a curated record. Gene Ontology annotation, molecular function: serine-type endopeptidase activity. Bases 280 to 1413 code for a protein of 377 amino acids. The transcript has a single exon. Lineage: Eukaryota; Metazoa; Chordata; Actinopteri; Perciformes; Anarhichadidae. Gene Ontology annotation, cellular component: membrane.
GCUAGCUUGGUUCGUCAACUAACGAACCUAAGCUAGCUAAGCGCUUACUUUUGAGAGCCGCGACUGAACACAUUAAACGUUAAUUGCUGACUGUAAACCUUUUAGUAAUCCAUCAUGUCCUAAAUCAGCCCCAGAGAACAGGUGACAUCGACUCACAGCAAAGCAGUCUGGACCUGACAGUAAUGCCACUUCCUGUUUAGGAAGUGUGGGGACAAUUGAACCUCAGGUAAACUUUUGCCUUCGCUUAUCAGCAGCGGAUGUCCUGAGUUAUUCUGCAAGAUGAUACGAACUGAGAACUUUAAAAUGACCCUUCAAGUUUUGAAAGACGUGGUUCCUGUCCUCACUGGCGGGAUUCUAAUUGUGGUACUUUUAUCGUGCGUUUUGUUCGGCAUCCAAACAUAUUUCAACUUCACUCAGGGGGUUUUCAGUGUCGGGGCCACUGUGUUUCAGAAUGGACACCUCCACAGGCUGCUGACGUACCCCUUUUACCACAAAACCUCCGCCCAGCUUCUCCUGAACAUUACCGCCUUGGUGUUUCUCAGCGGCAGUCUGGAGAAAGGUGUUGGAACUGUGCGCUUCCUGUUCUUGUUCUUCCUGCUGUCGACCACCACGGGCUUGUUUUACAGCUUCCUGGAUCUUCUGCAAAGUGACAGUGGCAGCCAGAGUCACACCGAGGGGUUGGUUCCUGUGACCCUGGCAUGCGUGGCUCUGACUACCAUGCACACAAAAAUGACCAAAGGGUUCCUGUGUGGAGUCAGUUUCCCCGCCAUGGCUCUCCCUUGGGUGCUCCUCAUAAUCACCACGGCCCUCAUUCCUCACAGUGUGCUCCCCUGUAACAUCAUCGGCAUCCUGGUCGGGUGGAUGUACGGGAAAGGCUGGCUGUCUCUUCUGAACAUGUCGGAGGCCAGGGCUGGUGCGCUGGAGAAGACGAUGCCUUUUAGGUUGUUGAGGAGCAUCAGAGGAGUGAAGUUUGUCCCCGCUUCCACAGAGGACAGGAGGAAGACCCUCCUUCCACGGAUCAAUCCAACGCCUGGGUCCUACCCGGUCCAGGCUUACGCUCCGUUGCCCAGCGUUGGCACUGCCAAUAGAGCCAAUGUUUAUGAAGGCUGGCCGAAUUCAACCAGUGCCCUGUCCGGUCCCACACCACCUCUCAAUGCUCAUGGACAUGGCUCUGCACAUAGCUUUGGGCUAAGUCAAGGACAUUCUUCAGAUCAGAAUUUUGGCCAAGGCUGCAACCACAACCAUAGUGAUGGUCAUGGUCAUAGUCAUGAUCAUAGUGAUGGUCAUGGUCAUAGUCAUGACCAUGGUCAUAGUCAUGGUCAUGGUCAUAGUCAUGAUCAUAGUGAUGGUCAUAGUCAUGACCAUGGUCAUAGUCGUGGUCAUAGUCAUGACCAUGGUCAUAGUCAUGGUUAAUUAUAGUCAUGGUUAUUUAUGAUUGCUUUAAAACACUCCAUACAGAUGAGCCCUGUUCUGUCAAUACUAUAUUUUCCACAGUUAAACCCAUGUGGGCACCUGCAGCACCUCUUGUCCUUGGACUGCAUCUUCUAAAAUGUCAAAUGCUCUGACUCAUUAAGCUGACUUUACAGUAGGCUUCUAGCGUCUGCCUGGAUGUAUAUUUAUAGGACAUUUAUAUAGGACGUUCAAUUGUUAUGGCUGACUUUUGUCUAAACAUUUUUUUUUUUUUUUAAAUAUACCUGUAUCUUGUACAAAUUUCCCCUCAUUCCUAGAAAAUAAACUAUGGUGUGCAAAACAAAACAUCUUUAGAAAAAAAUAUUUUCUUUUGCCUCUCAACGGCUCUCAACAUGGCGACGACUCAGCGAAUGAUGCAACACACAAAAUGAACGUCAUCAAACUUUCGUCAUCUAGUUUGAUAGAUUUUGGUGUGUAAAAUAUUGCUAUCUCUGGCUCAACGUUACACUCUCUGCUAGCACCUGCCC